CUCUCUCUCCCCCUCCCUCCCCCCUGUAGCCUCUGGCCAAAAUUUCUUCCCGAUCGCAAAAAUGGCGGCUUCUCUUCAGUUUAACUUGAAAGCUUUCAGACCAUUUCCUCGAGACUUUCACUUGUCCUUCAGUAAAUCAUUUAAGCCUGGCCUUGUCAGGUGUUCCGCCGCCUCCCCUCCUUCCAAACGCAGUUACUCUAUCACUUUACUUCCUGGUGAUGGCAUCGGCCCUGAAGUCACCAUGGUUGCCAAGAACGUUCUCGAUGUCGCUGGAUCUCUUGAAGGGAUCAAAUUUAAUUUCCGUGAGAUGCCUCUUGGUGGAGCUGCAUUGGAUGAGACAGGAGUUCCAUUACCAGAUGAGACAUUGUCUGUAGCAAAGCAAUCUGACGCCAUUCUGCUUGGUGCAAUUGGAGGGUAUAAAUGGGAUAACUAUGAGAAGCGUCUAAAGCCAGAAACUGGGUUGCUUCAGCUUCGACAAGGACUUAAAGUAUUUGCCAAUUUGAGACCAGCUAUUGUAUUCCCACAGUUAAUGGAUGCCUCAACUUUGAAGAGAGAAACUGUUGAAGGGGUUGACCUCAUGGUUGUAAGGGAACUCACUGGAGGUAUUUACUUUGGAAAACCCAGGGGCAUUGGUACUAAUGAAAGUGGUGAAGAGACUGGCUUCAAUACUGAGAUUUAUGCUGCACAUGAGAUUGAUCGCAUAGCACGCUUUGCAUUUGAGAUUGCUCGGAAACGGCAUGGGAAGCUUUGCUCUGUUGACAAAGCCAAUGUGUUGGAGGCAUCAAUGUUCUGGAGGAGAAGAAUUUUGGCGAUGGCACAAUAUUAUCCGGGUGUUGAGCUCUCACACAUGUAUGUUGACAAUGCUGCAAUGCAACUAGUUCGCUAUCCCAAGCAGUUUGACACAAUUGUAACAAACAACAUAUUUGGGGAUAUAUUAUCAGAUGAGGCUGCAAUGAUCACUGGAAGCAUCGGAAUGCUUCCUUCUGCAAGUCUUGGAGAUUCGGGACCUGGGCUUUUCGAACCUAUACAUGGUUCUGCUCCUGACAUUGCUGGACAGGACAAAGCAAAUCCAUUUGCUACUGUUCUUAGUGCAGCCAUGCUUUUGAAGUAUGGUCUUGGAGAAGAUAAGGCUGCUGAGAGAAUAGAAAAUGCAGUUUUGGACACCUUGAAUAGGGGAUUUCGAACUGCUGACAUAUAUUCUGCUGGAAUGAUACUAGUAGGAUGCAAACAGAUAGGUGAAGAGAUAAUUAAGUCAGUUGAAUCCCAAGUUCCUGCUGCAGUAUAAAUCAGGCGUAGACAUGACAGUAUUUGCGUACUGAGUUCGGCUUGAAGAUCUCUUCUGGUAGACUAUGAUUGUCAUCAACGCUUUUUCUUAAUGCUAAGAAGCUAAGAAUUUUCCUAUACCGGAUAAUUCCAGGUUCCUUUCUCUACUAUUAAAAAAGGAAUAUAAAAUAGUUAUUUUAACUCGCAUUUAAUAGUUUUGAACUGUUGAGUAAUUUGACGCUGAAUAUUUUUGGAACUUUUUUUAACGGUUUUUAACUGUUAAAGUAUUCUUA
Prosopis cineraria is the source of this 1556-nucleotide messenger RNA. RefSeq names its product 3-isopropylmalate dehydrogenase 2, chloroplastic-like. NCBI's taxonomy places the organism in Eukaryota, Viridiplantae, Streptophyta, Magnoliopsida, Fabales, Fabaceae. The record is from RefSeq and is a predicted model, not a curated record. Gene Ontology annotation, molecular function: NAD binding; 3-isopropylmalate dehydrogenase activity; magnesium ion binding. Gene Ontology annotation, biological process: L-leucine biosynthetic process. The coding region runs from base 62 to 1285 and encodes 407 amino acids. The transcript has 11 exons.